UCCGAUGCGCGGUCCCCGCCGCCUUCUUCAAGUUGCGGACUCUCAGACAGUCGGCGUGGACUGUAGGCGGGAGGCGGACUCGCGGGACGCGCCGCCCCGGGGGAGCCCACGUGCCGGGCGCGGGCGGUUGAAACGGUUCUCCGGCGCGGGGCUGGGUAGAGGUCCCUGGCCAGUUGAUUGUGGACAGCAUCACUUUGCCCUCCUGUCCGCUGGUAGGACCUUCCUCUCCAGCAGCCCCUCCCCCACAGGAUCACAAGGCCUCAGGUCAAGAAUUUUCAUCUGUUUUGGGUAGAGCAAAAAACAUUUACUAAAAUGGUAUUUUUUACAUGCAAUGCAUGUGGUGAAUCAGUGAAGAAAGGGCAAGUGGAAAAACAUGUGAACAUUUGCAAAAACUGUCAGUGCCUUUCUUGCAUUGACUGUGGCAAAGACUUCUGGGGUGAUGAAUACAAAAAACAUGUGAAGUGUAUCAGCGAAGAUCAGAAAUAUGGUGGCAAAGGUUAUGAAGCCAAAACCAACAAAGGAGAUGUUAAACAGCAAGAAUGGAUUCAGAAGAUUCAUGAAGUAAUGAAGAAACCCAGUAUUAGCCCCAAAUUGCGGGAGAUUUUAGAAAAAGUUAGUGGUUUUGACAAUAUUCCAAGAAAAAAGGCCAAGUUUCAGAACUGGAUGAAGAACAGUUUAAGAAUUUAUAACGACUCUCUUCAGGAACAGGUGUGGGAUAUCUUUUCUGAAGCGACCAGAAAUGGACCAAAUAUAAAUGAACAAGAGAAACAGCCCCUCAACCAAGUGGAAAAUCAACAUUCGGAAAACAAAGUUAAGACACCCCCCACUGAAGUCAGUGAGAAAACAGUCGGACAACCAGAGGUGAAGAAGAACAAAAGAGAACGCAAGGAAGAGCGACAGAAGAACAGGAAAAAAGAAAAGAAAGAGCUGAAGUUGGAAAACCAUCAAGAAAAUUCAAGUGAUCAGAAAUCCAAAAAGCGCAAGAGGGACCAGGAAGAAGAACUUGAUACCCAAAAGGAAGAAAAUCCAGAGAUUAGCAACACAGAAAAAAAGAAAAAUAAGAAGAAAAAAAACAAGAAGGAAUGUGCAACAGAAUCAGAAGUGAAUGGAAAUGGGAAUCACGUUGAAAUGACGGCAGAGGAAGAGACGAAAGUACCUGCAGAAAAAAGGAAACGUAAACAUUCAGAAGAAGCAGCUGAUUCUAAGAAGAAAAAAAUAAAACACACAGAAGACACUAAUGUGGAGACUGAAGAGUGUGAAACACCUAUAAAAGGGAAAUUCAACUGGAAAGGAACUAUCAAAGCUGUUCUGAAACAAGCCCCCGACAAUGAAAUAGCAAUUAAAAAGUUAAGGAAAAAGGUUUUAGCACAGUACUAUGCAGUGACGAAUGAACACCACAAAUCUGAAGAGGAGCUGCUAGUCACCUUUAACAAGAAGAUCAGCAAGAACCCCACCUUUAAGAUCUUAAAGGAAAAAGUAAAACUUUUGAAAUGAACAUUUUCCUAUUCCUGACUUCUGCUUGCUGCCACCAUCCAUCACUAUUUGUAAAACAGAGAAUUCGACAGCCACUUGGAUUUUGUAGUGGUGUUUUUUAAACGUUAAGGAAAAUGUUUAUUUUUGGUAGAGCUUUUAACUGAAAAUAAAGGUAAUUGCCUACUAUUCCAAACUUAUGAUACAGAAAAUUACUGGAGUUGAGAAAGUAUGAAUUUAUUUAUUAGAAUAUACAGAUACCUUGGCAGCAGUUAAACACAGAAACAUUGACAUGUCAUUCCUUAUACAGUGAGUUGGGAAUGUUAAUUAAAUUUAAUUGAAGUACAUUUUAAUCCUUUGUAAGCAUUUUUAAUCUAGCAGGAAUUCUAUGUGACUUUGGUGGUGGUGGUGGUAGUGGUUGUUUUAUUUUUUCUAUGUAUGUGUAUGAGGGAGUUGCAGAAUUUCUUCUAGGAGUGACAAGAAUAUAUUGUUUGUAUAUUUGAAGGGAUGCCUACCCACCAUCAGUAGAAUACUCUAGAUUAUUAUUUCCAUCAGUGUUGGUGGGUUUGUGCUCACCCAUCCAUGUACUUACUCUUCAUCUACCUUAAGAUCUAGGGUAUAGAUUUAAGAGAUGAUUGGACGGGCUUAGAUGUGAAGGUUAAUGGCCCAUUUGGGAUUGAUUCUAUGACCUUUGCAUCAUUUCUCAGCUGACAUGCCAAGACUUUUAUUCACUCUCGAGGUAGAGAAGGGAGGGGAUUCUAGCUCUGUUGUUGGAGGUUAUGGGUAUGUGUGGCCUCUCACAUUCACUGGGUGUCAGCACCACUUGCAUCUGCCAGUACUUCAGAGAGAGAUUCCACUUUAAACUGUUCUCAGCUGACUUAGUAAAUGGCUGAUUGAUAUCCAGUCAGAACCAAAAUGGGGCACCCAGUACUGAAAUGAGUUGUUAGGCAGGAGGGGAAAAGAGUGCUAGUAACAAAAUUUGGAAAGUUCAGGGGAUGAGCUUUUAUCUACUUUACACUGAGACCCUCAGGAAUAUCUCAUGCUUCAAAAACCAGUGGAGAUAACCAGAAACUGAAAGUAACAGCUAAAAGGAGGCUCUAAAAUCUAUAUGACUCUCUAAUUUAUUACCAUAUUAGUAUA
Messenger RNA from Dromiciops gliroides (monito del monte), 2610 nucleotides. It is a transcript of the gene LYAR, whose product is annotated as Ly1 antibody reactive. Bases 313 to 1494 code for a protein of 393 amino acids. Gene Ontology annotation, cellular component: nucleolus. Gene Ontology annotation, biological process: negative regulation of transcription by RNA polymerase II; rRNA processing. Lineage: Eukaryota; Metazoa; Chordata; Mammalia; Microbiotheria; Microbiotheriidae. The record is from RefSeq and is a predicted model, not a curated record. The transcript is spliced from 10 exons. Gene Ontology annotation, molecular function: DNA binding.